Merops nubicus (carmine bee-eater) is the source of this 1142-nucleotide messenger RNA. It is a transcript of the gene GPR87, whose product is annotated as G protein-coupled receptor 87. The transcript has 3 exons. Lineage: Eukaryota; Metazoa; Chordata; Aves; Coraciiformes; Meropidae. The record is from RefSeq and is a predicted model, not a curated record. Gene Ontology annotation, cellular component: membrane. Bases 1 to 1074 code for a protein of 357 amino acids. Gene Ontology annotation, biological process: G protein-coupled receptor signaling pathway. Gene Ontology annotation, molecular function: G protein-coupled purinergic nucleotide receptor activity.
AUGGGGUACAACUUGUCUUAUGGAAAACUGCCAGAUACCUCAGUGCAUGGCCAGGACAACAGCACCUCACCCAACUCCACAGCAGGCUUACCUGGGAACUCCACCCACAAUGAAUUCACCACCAUCGUCCUGCCUGUGCUUUACCUCAUCAUUUUCCUGGCGAGCAUCUUGCUGAAUGGCCUAGCUGUGUGGAUUUUUUUCCACAUCAGAAAUAAAACUAGUUUUAUAUUUUACCUCAAAAACAUUGUGGUUGCAGACCUUCUCAUGACACUGACAUUCCCGUUCAAGAUAAUCCAGGACUCGCAGCUAGGACCAUGGCACUUCAACUCUUUCCUGUGCCGAUACACCAUGGUGCUGUUCUACACAAACAUGUACACCACGAUUGUCUUCCUUGGACUCAUUAGCAUUGACCGCUACCUGAAAGUAGUGAAGCCUUUUGGAGACUCCAGGAUGUACAGCAUCACGUUCACCAAGAUCUUAUCGGCCUGCGUUUGGGUUGUGAUGGCUUUCCUGGCUUUGCCAAACCUGAUUCUCACCAAUGGCUACCCAACAAAGAGGAACAUAGACGACUGCCUGAAGCUGAAGUCCCCACUGGGAGUCCAGUGGCACACAGCUGUCGUUUACAUCAACACCUGCAUGUUUGUGGUGGUGCUGGUAGUGCUGAUAGGAUGUUACAUUGCCAUAUCCAGGUAUAUUUAUAAAUCGAGCAAACAAUUCAUUAGCUCAUCAAGCAGAAAGCGAAAGCACAAUCAAAGCAUAAGGGUUGUCGUGGCUGUAUUUUUCACUUGCUUUCUGCCAUAUCACUUGUGCAGAAUACCCUUUACUUUCAGCCAUCUAGAUAAAAUCUUAGACGACUCUGCACACAAAAUCUUAUAUUACUGUAAGGAAAUGACACUGUUCCUGUCUGCAUGUAAUGUCUGUCUGGAUCCAAUAAUUUACUUUUUCAUGUGUAGAUCAUUCUCACGAAGGCUGUUCAAAAAAUCAAAUAUGAGAACCAGGAGUGAGAGUAUUCGAUCGCUUCAGAGCGUUAGAAGAUCAGAAGUGCGCAUAUACCAUGAGUACACUGAUGUCUGAAGUCACCCGCCCAGAGACUUUUGCUCAUUAUGAGAAUAUUUGUAUAUCAUGUAAAUAAAACAUGUCUU